Messenger RNA from Perca flavescens (yellow perch), 1581 nucleotides. RefSeq names its product leucine rich repeat containing 61 (gene lrrc61). The transcript has 9 exons. NCBI's taxonomy places the organism in Eukaryota, Metazoa, Chordata, Actinopteri, Perciformes, Percidae. Gene Ontology annotation, molecular function: dynein heavy chain binding; alpha-tubulin binding. Gene Ontology annotation, biological process: outer dynein arm assembly. Gene Ontology annotation, cellular component: cytoplasm. Bases 291 to 1076 code for a protein of 261 amino acids. The record is from RefSeq and is a predicted model, not a curated record.
AAUAUUGCAACAAUUUUCAAACCGCGUCGUCAUCUUCCCUCUCUAACACAGUGCUGCGUCUCUGUCUCUGUUCGUGCUAUGCUGGACUGCAGAGAGUGAAGUCCGUCUCAUCCACCUGCGUGCUAUAUUGCAGCACAGCAGUACAGUGAGCGUGUCCUGACUGCACCCCAGGACAGAUGCCAAUUUCACAUUUCUCCCAAACAACCACUGCCUUGUCUCUCCACUGCAUUGAUUAAAACCAUCGCUUUUUAUUGCGAUAGGUAGCUUUCUAUGUAGCAAAGUUGCCCACGAUGGACUCUAAGCGAGAAAAAGACCAAGAUGCAGACUGUGAGAAGAUAACUGCUGUGCUGCUCAAGUCACGUACCGGGGAAUUUGAUUUGGAGUCGAUACUGUUUCUCAAAUUGAGAGGUCUUGGAAUACAUGAUCUUGGAUGCAUUGGGGAGUGUAUGAAUUUAGAGAAACUGGACCUAUCUGGAAAUAACAUCACAAAUUUAGCACCUCUAGCAUCUCUUCGGCUUCUUUCUGUACUCUGUUUGUCUGCCAACAGGAUUUCCAAUUUAGAGCCCCUGCGCAGUUGUGACAGUUUACAGAACUUAAACCUGGCUGGUAAUAUCAUAUCCAGCAUUGAGAACCUACACUGCCUUCAGCCUUUGAGAAAGCUAGAAAAUAUACGUCUUAAAGACAACACUUACAAUUACACUAAUCCAGUGUGCAGGAAUGCAGCAUAUAGAAACAUAGUUCUUGAGAUGUUCCCCAACAUCAAGGUGCUGGAUGGGGAAAGAGUUGUCGGACGUGGAAGUGACUUGUACCAAUUAUGCAAAGACAUUGAUGAUACCAUCAAAGCUGGUUUAUACAAGAAUGGGCAGCUUGUUGAACAUCCUGAUUGCAAACCAUGGGUGGAGGAUAAUUACUGGGAGAUAAAAAGAUCAAACAAUGCCAUUAUUGAAGAAGCCUAUAAACAGUUUAACGAUGUACUGCAUGAAUGCAGACUCCUCAACAACAGGGCUACUCAUGUAAUUUCGCAAACUGAAAGAUCUAUGAGCCUGAAGAAGCAGCCAAAGCAGUAUGCUAUCUGAGUUGGGCUAUUUUGGACACAUUGUCUGCAAGUUUUUGUUGUAUGAUAUACCAUGGCUAAUGUACUGUAGGUUAUACUAAGCUGUAUCCAAAUGCUUGAUCAGUAUCAUUGCCAGACGCACAUGCUUUGUGUUGCAGUGUGAGGCAUUUGUUGAAACUAUAUUUCAUCCUAUGCAUUGGGUAUCAGACGAUACAUAGAAGUGAUUUGAUAACCUUUAUCCAUACUGACACCCCUUCAGUUUGGUUCAAAGACGUCUUUACUUGCACAGUGUGCAUUUUGUACCAUGUUGUAGCCUGCAUUUAUGCUGAGAGCUAUAUGCUGCUUAAGAAUUUCUAUAGGUUUUAAGAGUGUUUUUCCAUUUUGCAUUGCUGGAUAAUUUGGGGAGUUAAUGUGUCCAAUGCUGUAUGCUUUCUUUGUAAGCUGAACUUUUGCAAAAAGUGAUUGAAUGAUUGUUUCAGCUGUUUCUACUUGUUUUAUACCAUAAAGUUUAUUAUGUGUAAGACCAA